AUGAAGGGAGAUGAUGGUUUGGAAGGUUGCGAACGAAAUGGGUUUGCAAGUGGAGAGAAAAUUCACUCAUUCGGGUUUUUGGAAGACCAAAUAUAUAUAUAUAUAUAUAUAUAUAAAUUCAAAAUACCCUUUUGCAGGCUAGAAGGCAAGGUAGCAUUAAUAAAUGGUGGAGCCAGUGGAAUAGGUGAGAGCACUGCUAGGCUAUUUGUCAAACAUGGAGCCAAGGUACUCAUCGCAGACGUUCAAGAUGAUCUUGGCCAGUCAAUCUGCCUAGAAUUUGACUCCCAAGAGACCAUCUCUUAUGUCCACUGCGAUGUUACUUGUGACUCUGAUGUUCAAAACGCUGUGGAUACUGCCGUUUCCAGGUAUGGAAAGCUCGAUAUAAUGUUCAACAAUGCUGGAAUUUCAGGCAAACCGGAAGAAAAAAUCUUAGCUACAGAGAAUGAAGAUUUCAAGAAGGUGCUUGAUGUGAAUAUUUUUGGUGCGUUCUUGGGUGCAAAACAUGCUGCUAGAGUAAUGAUCCCAGCCAAGAAAGGGUGCAUACUUUUCACAUCAAGUAUAGUUUCUGUAUGUUGCACGGAUUGUCCAUAUGCAUACAUAGCAUCAAAAUAUGCUGUGGUGGGAGUUGCCAAGAAUUUAUGCGUGGAGUUAGGACAGUAUGGGAUUAGGGUUAAUAGUAUUUCACCAUUUGGGGUUGCAACCCCGAUGGUGAAAAGUGCUUUUGGAAUUUUGGGGAAGAAGGAAAUUGAGGAACUUGUUUCAUCAGCAGCGACCUUGAAAGGGGUGGUGUUGGAAGCUGAUGAUAUUGCGCAGGCAGCCUUGUAUCUUGCAAGUGACGAGUCCAAGUAUAUCAGUGGGAUCAAUUUGGCUGUUGAUGGAGGUUACAGUCUUACUAACCCAUCGUUUUCAAUGGCAAUGAAAAGCCUGUUUUCUUAAUAAGAUUGUGUUGAAUCUGUGUGCUAUGUUGCUCAAGAUUCUUAAUUUC
Hevea brasiliensis (rubber tree) is the source of this 985-nucleotide messenger RNA. Its product is annotated as short chain aldehyde dehydrogenase 1. The record is from RefSeq and is a predicted model, not a curated record. The transcript has 2 exons. Lineage: Eukaryota; Viridiplantae; Streptophyta; Magnoliopsida; Malpighiales; Euphorbiaceae. Gene Ontology annotation, molecular function: oxidoreductase activity, acting on the CH-OH group of donors, NAD or NADP as acceptor. The coding region runs from base 1 to 936 and encodes 311 amino acids.